AUGCGCGACCACAAGAUCGCCUUUGUCGAAGAGGCAGACGACGACUCUGGCAGCUCCGUCAAUGGUCGGGAAGGUACUCGCGUCUACGCAUUUACCGACUGUGGCGAUGAGCCCAGCACCCCGUCCAGGGAACGUCCCAACACCGGCAAGAGCAGACGCGGCGAUCAACCCAACAGUACUUCGGAGUCGGCCAGUCGAUCCGCCCGGAGGAAAGCAGAGGACAAGGAACACCGAAGACUGCGCGAAGAAGAGCGCAAGAAGCUGGAACGCGACGAGGCAAGGAGAGCUCGGGCAGAGAAGAAGGCUCUGGAGGACUCUUCCAAGGCUUUGAAGAAAAUCCGACCGCAAGCCAGGCACUCUCAGACGCAACCCGUCAUACAGCAAUCACCGCAAGCCUACAGACGCGGCCACGUGGAGGAGUCAAGCUACUAUGGAGUUCCUCAACCUGCGUCCUCGGGCAACCGACCUCGCGCAAAGACAAGACCCGCCAGCUACUAUGCUGGGCAGACGCAUCCACCUCCCCACGUUGGCAGCUGGCAGCCGAGUCCCAUGAUGCCAAUGGCAUUCUCACCGGCUGGUUCAUACCCUCCCCCGCAAGGUUUCCCUCCUGGCCCGCCUCCCAUGCACAUGCCUAUGCCUCCAUCAAACGCGGGCCCGCCUGGGUACUUCGAUGGAGGACCAUCUCCGCCUACUCAGCACCGAGAUCUGCGGUCCCGUUUUGAACGGCCUUCAUCAGCCAUGGGCGUACACCCAACCCCUCCACGAGGCUAUGAGGCAAGCGACUUCGGGUUCGAGCACGAUCAAGAGGAUUUCUACGCGCGCCCCGGCGACGAGCCUCAAUACCAGUCAAAGCGCUCUUCACGGACGGCCAAGCACGACGAGGACCGCAAGCGAAUGCCUCCUCCCGAGUUCAAGAACGUCAGAUCUGUUCCCCGCCGACCUAGCACGACUGCCAACCCGUCCACACCCUUCCAGCCGCCACCACAGCGACCGGCUUCGCGUCAGGGGCACUCUCGCCCACCUCGCCCAUCUCAUCGGCGAUCUGUCGGUUUCCAUGAGCAAUCGGCAUUUGACGAUGACGAGGAUGAGCUCGAGCAGGAAGACUUGUUCCACGACAUGUCGCCAGAGCCAAUCCACGACCAGCGCCGUCGGUCGAUGUUUCGUCCUCGGCGAGAUUCCAUGUACUAUGAGGAUGACGAGUACGACAUCGCCCCCGCUCGUUCUGGCCGCCGGGGAAGUGUCUAUGGCUCGGUGCCUCUUGGUUCCGGGGGCGUCAGCCUACCCAAGGAGGACAAGUACCUGGAAGCCAUGAAGUAUCAGGAGGACGUCACUGGACCUACGCAGGUACCACUUACGGCCGACGCCCUUCGUAAGGCGAACAAGCCCAACGUUGCCAGCAGCCGUUCGACACGCAGCAGUGCCAGCCGCGACGAGAGCGAAUACAACAAGCGCAGCAACGCGACUGGCAUUACUCGCUCGUCAUCUGGAGGCAACGGAGACGAUUUCACGAUCAAGGUGUCCGGUCAGGCUGUCGUGCGUGUGCCUGGCGGCGCCGAAAUUGAAUGUGAAGACAGUGAGAUCACCUUCUCCCACGGCGGUCGAGGCAGCGGAGCAAGCGAUCAAGCCAGCAGUUUCUACCAGCUGGAGGAUGGGGCCAGCAGCCGGCGCGAGCGCAAGGCUCUCCCACCCUCUUUGCCGUACCGGCCCCGCGCACCUAGCCAGUCCGACUUGCAAAGUCGCAGGCAGUACGCUCCAAGCCACGCCCCUUAUGAGCCCUUUGAUUACUAA
This is a messenger RNA of Emericellopsis cladophorae, 1788 nucleotides long. RefSeq lists its product as uncharacterized. Lineage: Eukaryota; Fungi; Ascomycota; Sordariomycetes; Hypocreales; Bionectriaceae. The record is from RefSeq and is a predicted model, not a curated record. The transcript has a single exon. The coding region runs from base 1 to 1788 and encodes 595 amino acids.